AUGCAGAGCGGCCGCCGUCGCCGCCUCGCUCCUCCCCCAGCUCUCCCAGAGCCGGACGCCGCCCCGCCCCCACCGCCCCUUUCCCGGCUUCGGCCGGGCGGCGGGCUGGGGAUCGCAGCCGCGGCUGGGGGCCGGAGUGCCAGCGGAUCCACACCGACCUCGCCGGGGCUCGCGCUGUUCGCCCCGCCCCGGAGCCCGCUCGGGCGCGUGCGCGCCAGCCAGCCAGCGCACAGGCGCGUGCUCGCGCCGGCGCGAACCCGACGCGCCGAGCUCGAGGCCGUUGCAGCCACCCGGCGCGCGAAGGCCGGGCGGGAGGCGGCCCGCGCGCCAGGGAUCUGCGAGUGGAGAGGCGCCGGGCGGGAGGCGGGCUCCAGUCCGUCGGGUUACCGCUCCUCUCGAGACCCAGCCCCUCGCGCCUCGCACCGCCCGCCGGGUCGCGCGCCUCAGUUGAGGGUGCUCGGGCGUCGCCGGGAACUGGGAAUAACGAGGAAGGAGUAGAAAUGGAAUGCUAUGACCUUGCUUAAUGGGAAACUUCAUGCUGCUGAAGAAUGGUACCUGACCAAGAGAAUCCAAGAUCCCUUCCAUAAUGACAGAUUUCACCUACCAAAAGUUGCCUAGAAAACUCUUCAUUAUAGGGCCUCUUGUUGCUGCAGAACCAAUAUUGUUUCUUUGGGAGGAAAAUAAAGUCUACUUUUGGAAAUCUCACAGUGUUAGGAAAGACAUCUGAUGCCUCUCCUAAGAUAGCCAGUGGUCUAAUGGGAGACAGUUUUUAUAUGCGGAUAUUCCAUAUGUAGAUAUAUAGAAGGGAGGUGAGUUAAGGAGCAUGCAUAGGCCCAAUCUAUGAGAGCUGUCAAAGCAUCACUGGAAACCUAACAAUGUGAAGAAUAUCAUAUUUAACAGAUCUCUAAGAGAGUUCUGAGUGUAGUUUAAAGUGUGGUUGAAAGUGUGGGUCACAUAGAGCAUACAACUUGCUAAGUGGAGUUUGCAAGAGGGGUACUGUAACUCAUGGCCCACUUUCACCCUUUCUCCAUGCCACAUUCUAUCACUCCAAAAAGACAUUGAAUAAAUGUUUCAAAAAUA
Felis catus (domestic cat) is the source of this 1080-nucleotide messenger RNA. RefSeq names its product serine/arginine repetitive matrix protein 1-like. Lineage: Eukaryota; Metazoa; Chordata; Mammalia; Carnivora; Felidae. The transcript has 3 exons. Bases 1 to 498 code for a protein of 165 amino acids. The record is from RefSeq and is a predicted model, not a curated record.